AUGAUGGGAGACAAAAAUGAUUGUGCUCUUCUUCAAGUGACAAUUUCACUUAGCAAAGUAGAGCUUAGUGUGGGUGAAUCUAAAUUCUUCACAUGUUCAGCAAUUGGUGAACCUGAGACUAUAGAUUGGUAUAAUCCUCAAGGAGAGAAGAUCAUUUCUACACAGAGAGUAGCAGUGCAAAAGGAUGGUGUUAGGUCAAGGCUAACCAUAUACAAUGCAAAUAUAGAAGAUGCAGGGAUAUAUCGUUGUCAAGCAACAGAUGCCAAAGGACAGACUCAAGAAGCUACGGUCGUUUUGGAAAUUUACCAAAAGCUCACUUUCAGAGAAGUGGUAUCUCCUCAAGAAUUCAAACAAGGAGAGGAUGCAGAAGUGGUUUGCAGAGUUAGCAGUUCACCUGCACCUGUUGUCAGCUGGUUGUAUCAUAAUGAGGAAGUCACCACUAUUUCCGACAACCGGUUUGCAAUGUUAGCAAACAAUAAUCUGCAGAUUCUCAACAUCAAUAAGAGUGAUGAAGGUAUAUACAGGUGUGAAGGAAGAGUGGAGGCUCGGGGAGAAAUUGACUUCCGUGAUAUCAUUGUUAUUGUUAAUGGCCCUGGCCUUAAUAUAGAGCCACACCUAAGUAAAAAGUGGUCUCCUAGCUCUGGCCUGCCUACCUCAGGCCUUGGCCUUAAUAGAGAGCCACAUCCAAUUGAAAAGCAGCCUCCGGGCCCCAGGAAUGGUAAGGUCAUUGAAGAAAAUGAAAAGUACUUUUUGAAAGGAAGCAGUACAGAACUUACUAUCAGGAACAUAAUUAACAGUGACGGGGGCCCUUAUGUCUGCAGGGCCACCAAUAAGGCAGGAGAAGAUGAAAAACAUGCAUUCCUCCAAGUUUUUGUGCAGCCUCACAUAAUACAGCUUAAAAAUGAGACUACAUAUGAAAAUGGUCAAGUCACACUCAUUUGUGAAGCAGAAGGGGAGCCUAUUCCAGAAAUCACUUGGAAAAGAGCCAUGGAUGGCAUCACGUUUUCUGAAGGAGAUAAGAGCACAGAUGGCCGUAUCGAAGUCAAAGGGCAGCAUGGAAGCUCGUCACUGCACAUUAAAGAUGUGAAGUUGUCAGAUUCAGGGAGAUAUGACUGUGAAGCUGCAAGUAGAAUUGGAGGUCACCAAAAAAGCAUGUACCUUGAUAUUGAAUAUGCUCCCAAGUUUAUAUCAAACCAAACCAUUUAUUACUCUUGGGAAGGAAAUCCAAUCAAUAUAAGCUGUGAUGUGAAAUCUAAUCCACCAGCAUCAAUCCACUGGAGAAGAGAUAAAUUAGUGUUACCAGCUAAGAACACUACUAAUUUAAAGACAUAUAGUGCAGGAAGAAAGAUGAUAUUGGAGAUUGCACCUACAUCUGACAAUGACUUUGGACGUUAUAAUUGCACAGCCACUAACCAUAUAGGAACAAGAUUUCAAGAAUAUAUUCUUGCUUUGGCUGCAAUGGUUGUUUUGAACAACCUGGAACCAAAUACAACAUAUGAAAUCAGGGUUGCAGCUGUAAAUGGAAAAGGGCAAGGAGACUAUAGUAAGAUCGAAAUCUUCCAAACACUACCAGUUCGUGAACCGAGUCCUCCAUCAAUCCAGGGACAACCAAGCAGCGGGAAGAGCUUUAAACUCAGCAUCACCAAACAGGAUGAUGGAGGGGCCCCUAUUUUGGAAUACAUUGUGAAAUAUAGAAGUAAAGAUAAGGAAGACCAAUGGCUAGAGAAAAAAGUACAGGGAAAUAAAGAUCACAUCAUUUUGGAACAUCUACAGUGGACAAUGGGGUAUGAAGUGCAAAUUACAGCAGCCAAUAGAUUGGGAUAUUCUGAACCAACAGUCUAUGAGUUCAGCAUGCCACCAAAGCCCAACAUUAUUAAAGACACACUUUUUAAUGGUCUUGGGCUUGGAGCAGUCAUUGGCCUGGGAGUUGCAGCACUAUUGCUAAUCCUUGUGGUAACAGAUGUCAGCUGCUUCUUUAUUCGACAAUGUGGAUUACUGAUGUGUAUCACCAGGAGAAUGUGCGGGAAGAAAAGUGGCUCCAGUGGCAAAAAUAAAGAACUGGAAGAAGGAAAAGCUGCAUACCUGAAAGAUGGAUCAAAAGAACCAAUAGUGGAGAUGAGAACAGAGGAUGAAAGAAUUACUAAUCAUGAAGAUGGGAGCCCAGUAAAUGAGCCAAAUGAAACCACACCACUAACAGAACCAGAAAAAUUACCUUUAAAAGAAGAAAAUGGCAAAGAAGUCUUAAAUCCAGAAACUAUAGAAAUUAAAGUUGCUAAUGAUAUACAAUCAAAAGAAGAUGACAGCAAAGCAUAA
Messenger RNA from Orycteropus afer afer, 2313 nucleotides. RefSeq names its product neural cell adhesion molecule 2 (gene NCAM2). Gene Ontology annotation, molecular function: protein binding. Gene Ontology annotation, cellular component: membrane. Bases 1 to 2313 code for a protein of 770 amino acids. Lineage: Eukaryota; Metazoa; Chordata; Mammalia; Tubulidentata; Orycteropodidae. The transcript is spliced from 17 exons. Gene Ontology annotation, biological process: cell adhesion. The record is from RefSeq and is a predicted model, not a curated record.